AUGAAUGGUGAUCAUGAAAUUAUUCAUAUACUUGAUUUAUAUAUUUAUAUAACAAAAGUUAAAGUAAUAGAAAAUACGAUGAAGCGUGAAGUCCAUUCACCAAAACUAUUUUAUCCAGCAGUUGGACGUCUUCAAAUCGCUUAUCGUUUAACAACAAAUGGAAAAUUUCAAGAAGCUGUUGAAAAAUUUCGUUCAAUAUUAUUAUCUGUUGCAUUAUAUAUUGUUGAAUCACGUCAAGAUAUUCUUGAGAGUCAACAAUUAACAGAAAUAUGUAAAGAAUAUAUUGUUGGUUUACAAAUGUUAAUGGCAAAAAAAGAUUUAGCAAAAGAUGAUCAUGACAUUAAAAUCUUCAUUUCAGCAUUUGAAAUUAAAAAAUUAUAA
Messenger RNA from Rotaria sp. Silwood1, 381 nucleotides. Lineage: Eukaryota; Metazoa; Rotifera; Eurotatoria; Philodinida; Philodinidae. The record is from the annotation of a GenBank genome assembly.